Messenger RNA from Sinocyclocheilus rhinocerous, 2160 nucleotides. RefSeq names its product ubiquitin-like protein 3. Gene Ontology annotation, molecular function: protein binding. The record is from RefSeq and is a predicted model, not a curated record. NCBI's taxonomy places the organism in Eukaryota, Metazoa, Chordata, Actinopteri, Cypriniformes, Cyprinidae. The transcript has 7 exons. Bases 549 to 902 code for a protein of 117 amino acids.
UUCCGGUGUCUUUAAAUUCUCAGCCAUUAAUCUGCUUGAACGCUGCGAGUGAAUUUAGCUACAUCUGAUCUGAUUGAACGAUGGAUAUACCCAUCAGUUAAUGUUCGAGAAAAACCCUGGACCAUCAAACGACCAGCUCUGGAUCUGAUAGCCGCCUGCGACUCGAUCAAAACGGUCGUUUUAGUUCCUCUUUAUUUUGCCGCAGUCAGAAAUUAUUCCAGCUCAAGGCCAGCGGUCGCGCGCACUGUUUUCUGCUCCUACAGCCUUUCACAUCUCUCACCUCAUAAACUAAACACAUCUCGUGUUUGAUGGUAUGCAGAUCUGGAUUUCUAACACAGAUUCGGUGUCGAGCUGAUAUAUAAUGCUGUUCCAGUAAUACAAACACUAGUUUGGCUUGAAGUCAAGUAGAGCAAAGGCUGUGCGAGGCAGAGAAAGGCCAGAGGGAGAAGACGUAUACUGAGUCUUUGUGCCAGGGGUUGUGCUCCCCGUCCCCACUUACUGCUGGUCACCCAUCGAUUCCUGGCUGCCUUCCACCUCUGAUCACAGCCAUGACCUCUCAGAGAGACCCUGACACAGUGAAUCUACGGCUGAUCCUUGUGAGUGGGAAGACACAGGAUUUCACUUUCUCUCCAAAUGACUCUGCCACAGAAAUUGCCCAGCAUGUUUUUGAGAACUGGCCGGCAGGCUGGGAGGAGGAGAGCGUGAGCAGCCCCAGUAUCCUGAGGCUGAUCUUCCAGGGCCGCUUCCUGCAUGGCAAUGUCACACUAGGAGCUCUGAAGUUGCCCCCUGGCCGAACAACUGUCAUGCACUUGGUUGCCAGAGAGACACUGCCAGAGCCGAACUCCCAUGGCCAGAGGAACAGGGAGAAGACUACAGAGAGCAGCUGCUGUCUACUGCUGUAAAACCCAGACAACCUUCCCCCACCUCCUCCUCGUCCUUCAGCUCACCAACCCGUGGUGCAUUCUGGAUGAUUACAGAAGAGCUCCAGGGAGAGUGCGACUAGGUUUUCGUUCAGUGUUUUUGCUCUGUAUAGUAGCUGGAGACUCUCUUGUGCCAAGUUGAUCAAAUCUCAUGUUUGCCUUCGUUUGGUUUUCUCGUUUCGUUUGUUUGCCAAAUUUACUUGCUUAGUGAAGUGGCCGUUUGUUUCCAGGCCUCCUGAAAAUGUUAAACUGUGCAAAUAUGAAAUACCUGAAUCAUUGAAAGGAAAUUAUGUAAACGGAUGUGUGAACAGGUUUUUAGGGGGAUGUCCUGUACUCGAGAGACCUUCUGCUCUCCCAACACCCAAGUGUCAGAGUUUUCACUUGGAUCACACGUCUGACUCAGACGAAGCUUAACAUGCGUCAUAAUCUCAGACUUUUGAUUGCACUUAACACGGAUCCUUAUCUGAAGUUACUAUAUGUGUGUUGUAGUCUUAAUCUUCCCGCCUGCCUCAAACAGAAGGAGCUUACGGAGAGAGAGAGAGGUGUGAUGACACAAGCGCCAGUCUGUUGCUGUGGACCGAGGGAGUCUGCUGUAGCGCUGGUGGAUUUGAUGUGCCGUGGCCGCCUACGUUUCUUGCCUUUGUCCUAGGACCAAUCGAGAGUAGAUCUCAAAGUCGCCAGACUCCUCUUACUGAUCAGUUGCGUUGACAUCUGUGCAUGACCCUAGUCUAGUGUUUCCUCGCCCUGGGUGUGUACCAGCCACCUUUAAAAACCAUUCACUCCGUGUCUGCUUGAAUAGCGUUUUUUAUUUUCCUCGUCUCUGCUGAAGAAGCAUGCGGGAAGGUUGGUGAUUUUGUUCUUGAUGUGAAAUGACACAAACUAUUCUUCUUGCCCAGUCAGGAUAUAUCAUCCGUAUCCUCUCCCAUGCUCGUCUAACGUGCGUCCUGAGGGACAAAGCCCAGGUGCGAAGAAUAAGGAAAUCAUCAGAAAGCCUCUGUCUGGAGCGAAGGGCUGGGCUGGUAAAAGCCCCCAUUAUAAGCACUAUGGAUCAUGGACCCCCUGCUGCGCUGUAUGGUUAGAGGUGAAGAUGUGCACCGGGAACGGCCACCACUAAUGGCCUCCCACUGGGCUGGAAGAAAAAAAAAAAGAGUUUUAUUUCCUAAUGUUUGUAUGCCGUCUGUUUUGUUUGGCUUUUGAUUGUGGAAAAUUAAUAUUAUUAAUAAUGGAGUCCUUUUUAUCU